This is a messenger RNA of Eutrema salsugineum, 1159 nucleotides long. Its product is annotated as NAD(H) kinase 1. The coding region runs from base 406 to 1026 and encodes 206 amino acids. Lineage: Eukaryota; Viridiplantae; Streptophyta; Magnoliopsida; Brassicales; Brassicaceae. Gene Ontology annotation, molecular function: NAD+ kinase activity. Gene Ontology annotation, biological process: NADP+ biosynthetic process; NAD+ metabolic process. The record is from RefSeq and is a predicted model, not a curated record. The transcript is spliced from 6 exons.
AAACUCUCUAAUACGGCGCUUUCUUCUGGCUUCCAUCGCCUUUCUCACCAUUGUUUUCGAAGCUCUGUCUGGUGACUCCAGCAAUACCACCACCGCUGUUUUCGCCGCUUAGCGACUUGGAUGAACGGCAGCUCAAACCGGUGCACUUCUGGCGAAUGAUUGUCGGCGACUUUAAUCUGGAUGUUUUGGCUAGGGCGAGGUUGAUGAACUCGAGGCUUUAAAGAUCGACAAAUGCUCUGGUUUCUCCACUGAUGGACUCUUGAGCAUCGUUAAGCUUUGCAGGAUUCCUUUGUAAAUGGAGAUGCAAACGGUUUGCGCUCAAACCCAGAGAAUGGUUUCAGUGAUCUGUCUUCACUUGCUCAGUCAGAGAAGGCUGUUCAGGAGCUUCUUAUUCAACAGACUCCGAUGCAGGCAACAGAUGAUCACCUUAUUGAGUUUUCAGAGGCUUUGAGAACUGUUGCAAAGGCUCUAAGAGGAUCUGCUGAAGGAAAGGCGCUGGCUCAAGCUGAGGCUGCUGAAUGGAAGCAAAUAUAUGAGUUGGAGAGGUCCAAGAACCUAGAGUUGCUCCAUAAAGUGCCGUUAAAUGGAGUGCACGCCGAGGAAUCUCAUAGCCAGGGGAUGGAUCACUCAGCCAAGUCUCUGCAGCUUCAUGUUCAGGAAAAUGGGAAAUUGGGAAGGCAUUCCAUGGAGCGUAUUUGCUCUCAUGAAGUGCUCCAAGAUGGUGAAUCUAACAGUUGUAAUGGAGCCAACAACAAAUUGAAGGAAAGGCAUCGUUUAAGCUUUCAUGGGGAUGCAAGGGUCAGGCUAAUGAUCAACACAAGAAAGAAAUUGUCUCGUUUGAGAGAGGGAACAUCACUACAGCAGACCGCAGUAGACAAAGCAAGGCAUGACUACGAGACAGAGGAGAACAUGCUUGUUCUUAAUGAAGUCACCAUUGACCGUGGAAUAUCUUCUUACCUCACUAACCUCGAAUGCUACUGCGACAACUCAUUUGUCACAUGUGUGCAAGGCAACGAGCAUCGUUAACCAUGAAUUUCAAAAUCUUGAGUUCUAUUUGUUUUGUAAGAAUGAAUUUCAACAAUUUAUAGAUCCAUCGUUGAUCUGUAAACCAUGUUCAUCAUGUAAUGCAAAUUGAUGUUAUUAUAUGGAGAUCUUCUUA